Molecule: messenger RNA, 712 nt
Organism: Lindgomyces ingoldianus
Lineage: Eukaryota; Fungi; Ascomycota; Dothideomycetes; Pleosporales; Lindgomycetaceae
Exons: 1
Coding region: 219-512 (97 amino acids)
Source: RefSeq, a predicted model, not a curated record
ACGGUCACUUUUCUCGACUUGCCUAAAGGGAUUCGCAACACAAUCUACAGAGAAGUACUCGUUCUACUGCAUCCACUCUAUCUUUUCCAAGAGCCAGGUUCUCGAGUAGAGAGCUUUGCGCCUGAGAGGCCUAUGCGGUGGCUUGGAUUGCUCUCCUCUAACCAACAAAUAAACAAUGAAGCUAGAGCAUUGCUCUACAGAAUGAACCACUUCCAUCCAUGGAUAUCACGCAGCAACAAGUCGGCCUCCUGCAAUCCUUCUUAAACUGCAUUGGGCGUGCCAAUGCAGCUUCAAUAUCACAUCUUUGCAUCAACUUCCCGGUCGCAGACAGUAUAGAUGGCCAAUCAGGAACAGUCCGGCUUAGGGACGACUGCCUACGGAGUUUGAAGCUUCUCCAAGACCAGUGUUCCAAUUUAUCAACUCUAGAAACACUUGUCCACUACAAAAACUCCAGCUUCUUUAGAAAUUCAGACAAUUUUGUCCGAGAGGCAUUGUCACAAAUUGACGCCUAAUUACAAGUGAUCCCUUCACUAAAAAGGAUCAUUGUCAGAUUCAUAGACUAUAAUACAGUCCCAACGACUUCGGCAAAGGAAUUCGUACAAGAACUUGGAAGAGUAAUUAUGUCUGGCGGCUAAAUUCAGUCCUAGCGUUGGACAGUGGAAGGAAGAGGGGGUCAUAGUAUCUGUCUCAUUAGUGCGGUAUGAAAGAUUUG